Messenger RNA from Octopus sinensis (East Asian common octopus), 3438 nucleotides. RefSeq names its product protein SHQ1 homolog. Gene Ontology annotation, biological process: box H/ACA snoRNP assembly. The transcript is spliced from 15 exons. Gene Ontology annotation, cellular component: nucleoplasm; cytoplasm. Lineage: Eukaryota; Metazoa; Mollusca; Cephalopoda; Octopoda; Octopodidae. Bases 226 to 1671 code for a protein of 481 amino acids. The record is from RefSeq and is a predicted model, not a curated record.
AAAAGCCACGUGGUGUUUGUCCCUUUGUUUAUUUGGAAGUUUGGGGUUUAUUUAUUUCUGUCUUGGCUUUUAUUAUCUUCGUUAAGUUUCUCACCGAAAAGGAAGUAUUUAAAUGAGUGCAGCAAAACACAUUCCACUCUAAACAAUCUGUGUUAUUCUCUGUCAUCGCAGAACGUCACUAAUCACAUCGGAUUCCAUUGUUUUACAUGUCUUGACUGAAGCAGAAUGCUGACUCCACGAUUUGAACUUAGUCAAGAUGAUGAUUUCCUCCACAUUAUAAUUGAUGCUGUACUUGCUAAGAUUUCUGACACAGAAAUUUUUAUUGAUGAUGAUGAGUUCAUUUUUUAUUCCACACCCUAUUAUUUACGACUCCAUCUCCCAGGAAAACUUGUUGAAGAUGGCCGUGAGACAUGCACUUAUAACGAUGGAAAGUUUUCACUCCAAAUUCCAAAGAAAGUUGCCGGUGAAAUGUUCGAGGGUCUUGAAAUGCUUACAAAACUACUAACACCAAAAGGAAAAUAUUCAGCUAAGUCUCCAUUAAUUGAAGUUCUAAACAAUGAAACCAGCGCAUCAAGUACAAAAGAACACAAAAUCGGUGAAGAUGCAAACGAAGAGGAAGAAUUUGAUUGGUACUUUGAACAAGAGCCACCCUCUGCUGUUAAGGAUACAGUUCUGCAGCAGUAUUGUUACGGAUUUGCUAAUAAAAGAUCUGGAGUGUUUCAAAACUUAGCUGAAGAAUUUUCUGAGACUUGUGACAUAAGACAUCCCGAUGAAAUGUCCCCUCAAGAAAGAACAGAAAAGAGAUGUAAACUCGAAGCAGAACAAUUUGAUCCUGAUUAUUAUAUUGCAGAUUUCAUUGACGAAGAAAAUAUAAUUAAAAAGCUCUGUUCUUAUGUUUGUCCCUGGAGUUGUGAGAAAGAUGGAAACUUAGUUCCCUUUCCAAAGAGUUCAGAUCUGACUGAGCAGGAAAAAUAUAUUUUGACUCAGCUGCCCAAGAAACAAUAUCUUUUAGAUAAUCCAAAAGAUGUCAUGUCUGUUUACUUAGGUCUUGUAGACAUUCUUUUUGCAUAUUCAUACGAUGUUCGCACAACAGAAGGAGAGAAAACUGUAGAAUCUGGUUGGACUGUAGCAAAGUUGAGUUCUACAUUAAGUUGUUUUGAAACAUACAUCAGUUUAAAAGACGUUAUAAUUGCCUCUUUCCGACGCAGUUUGUCUUAUCCACUCUAUCGAAACUGGCAAUUAUCCAUGGCUGUUCUUUCUGAUGUUCAAUUCCUUUUUAAUUCUGGCCGACUACAUAUUCUAAAAUGUUUGCUGGAAGUGAAAGAACUAAUGCAGGAAUAUAAUUUGAACCACAUUCUUAACGAUCUCUACAUUACAGACUAUUGUGUCUGGAUACAGACAGCAUGUGCUAAACAACUUCAAUCUCUGGCAACCGAAUUAUCAAAGGUGACCAUCACUAAAGAAGAUUGUAACCUCGAACUUGAAGACUGGGAAAACAUAGCAAUUGGAGAGAUGGAUAAUUUAGAAGUGGAUACUGUAACAGAAAACUUGUGCAGCCUAAAAGUGAGGGACAGUGAUGACAGCAGCACAGAGAAUGAAUCCGUUACUGAUUCCAGCAGCGAGAGCAGCAGUGGACAUUCCACUGGAUCAGACUCAGAAGACUCAAAUUAAAAAAUAACAAAACCUGAUUUAUUUAAAGCUAAAAGAUUUUUACAGAAGCAGCAGCAGCUAUAGUGAAUAUGCCAAGAAUUAAAAAUACAAAGAGUGUGAAAAUUUUUUUUUUUUGGAGAGAGAGAGAGAGGAAACCUUCAUUCUUUUAUCACUUCUAAGACCUCAUUCAGUAUUUUUAUAGACUCAGUUCCUUCAAGAGCUUCAUUGAUAAGUGCUGUACUGAUCUAUUAAAAGAAAGAAAGACAAAAAAAAAAGAAAGAAAAAUAGUUAAAUGGAAGACAUUAUUACAGCAGAAAGCAGUAAUUUCCAUGGGUUAGUUUACUUACUCGUUCCCUGAUUUUCUCAAUUUUAGUUUGAGACCGAACAACAACUGGGCUUCCUGCUAAUGACAUGAACCUUUCACCUUGUCUGGGACUGCGAUCAAAUGGAGUGAUAGGUAACCUUAGAACAGAUAAAAAAAUAAAAAAUAAUACUAAUAAUAAUAAUAUUAGUAUUCAAAAUGACUUUCUACAGCCAUUUUUCAUUUAACUUACUUUCACUUUAGAUGAAUUUAAGAAAGUAGGAUCACUCACCUGGUAUCAAACUUUGGUGUAAUUGCAGGGGUCAUUAAAAACUGUGAAGAUGACCAGUUCGUCAAGGGGGUUUGUUGCCUACAGAAUACAUAAAAAUCAUCAGUAAAAUAGUUAUCAUGAUGAAAAUUAAUUCAUCGGCAUCGUUUAGUGCAAGCUGCAGAGGGCUCCAGUCUGUUUUGAUUCUACAGCUGGAUGCCCUUCCUAAUGCCAACCACCCUGAGAGAGUACUGGUCAUGACUAUGAUUUCACUAAGCUUCACAUGUCUUCUCAAGCAUAGUAAAUCACCAAAAGCCUUUGUCAUCACCACCUUAUCCCAUGUCUUCCUAGCUCUACCUUUUCCACAAGUUCCCUCUACACUUAGAGAUCGGCACUUUUGUUUAUGCAGUUGUGCUUGUCCGUAUGCAUCACAUGACCCUACCAAUGCAGUCCUCUCAUUUGCAUCCUACAUCUGAGGCCUCUUAUACCCAGUUUUUCUCUCAAGGUGCUUAAACUUUAUUCUACGUGCACACUGACAUUGCCCACCCAGCAGAAGAGCAUACUAGCUUCAUUUCUUUCAAGCCUUUGCAUGUCCCCAGCAAUCACACAAUCUGCUUUUUACUCUGAGGGAUAGAAGCUCUCUGAACUUCGCCCCCAGACAAUUCUUAUUCUAGCAGCCAUGUUCACUGAGCCUCUAGAGUAAUGAAAAGUAACAUUCUCAGUUUUACCACCAACACUAUGGACAAUAAGCUGAGAAGUAGCUUUUCUUAUAAAGACGAGAGGCGAUUGUUGUAAGCAUUUAAUGUUACACAAUCUGAGAAAUUUUUGCUGAAGAGAACUUUUGAUUCCAGAUAGAUAGAAAAAGUCUGGAAUUGAAUGCUGAUAUAAAUACAAGUCAGGUGUGAAAGCAAUAGUCUAAUAGCAUUUUUGUAGCAAUAAGAAACUCAAAAGAUUUAUUAGAGGAAAGGAAACUUACUUUGCAUUUGAAACAGUUCGUUUGCUAGAUCUCUGUUAAUAAAAACAAAAACAAUUUUCAUCAAAACCUUUACACACACUACUGAAAAAUGAAUGCAAUGAGAUUUAAAAUGACUGUUGCAUAACAUUCCUUGAUGCAAAGUUUCAAAAGUGUCAAAUAUUUAGAUGACCUCCAUUGAAAAAACUGAUGAGCAUUUUCUGUUUGUAAGAUGAUACAAAUAGAGGUCAUAACUUUUACAUAUUA